AGAUGGUUAACACUGUACAUAACCUCCUCACAAAUUGCACAGCUUCAGCAGCAACACAUCCAUUAGUCUGGAAAAGACAGCGUUCCCAAGUGGCUCCUGUGCAUUUUCCCCCCAAUUCUCUUGUCACAGACCAAUCCUCUGUGUGCUUUUCCUGUAUGUAGGGAGUGUUCUGCACUAAUCAGGUCAAUGAUCAUCCCAAGACUCAAGGGACCUGACAGGAGCUUUAGUUAGAGGAUCCCUCGGACCAGGGCUCGGCUGGUAGGAAAUAUUACACUGAAGCAAACAGCUCACUUGCAGCACGAUCUUACUCACUACAGGAGAACGUCUCUGGAUUCCAGCUUGUCUUUUUUUUCCGUUUGGCUCCAGUAAAAAAGGCAGGAUAAAAAUAAAAGACAGCACAAAACAAGCAGCUUCUGUGCUGUGUGGCUGUUGGAUCCAUCAGAAUCAGAGACUCUGCUUCUUUAUUCCACUGCUGUAGGGCAGAAGGCAUCUCAGUAAGAAGUCACUUGGUAAAAGGCAACACGCAGAGUUAACAAAAAAGGUUGUACCCCGAAUGUGGAAAAUAACACAUAGCAAUGCUCUAAUGAUCUAAAAAGAUCCUUUGCAAACUCUUCUGUUUCUGACACACGAAUUCCAGACAUAUGCUUCUUUCCAGGAAGUUUCCAUUUUUCUCACCAUCAGAACAAGAAGCAUCUGGGAUUUAGAAGGACUUUUUAAUCUAAAUAAAACAUUUCAACACAUUGGUAUUUUGAAAUGGAUCAGAAUGCUGUCUUUUGAGAAUCAGGCCUUAUUUCUUGGUUUUGUAUGUCAGCUAAAUAUAAAACUGUGAAAUGCAUUAUCUGAUAAGGAAUUUAUGAAACCAUAAAAGAUUUGCUGGCACAGAGCAUGGACUCAUUGGAGCUGUCAGUUAUGAUGGGCUUCUCAGACUCUUUCUCCUAGUAAUACUGUACAUUUUCCAUUCUGAAAGGAAGUCUUUAAAACCGAAAAGAAUUUGAAUUUUCUGAUAAUUUGUUAAAAAAAAAUGAUUGAAGCUGUUCCUUGAAAAAUAGAUAGGCAACUUCAUCUUGAAAUUAUGCACCCAGGGAUGGAUAUACAUGUGAUGGCAAAGUUGUCAGCUGAAGAAGUGAUAUAUCAUUUUAGUACAGUAAAAGUCCAUGUUGCAUGGUGAAGUUAAAAAAGUUCAAAGCUGGAUCCUACAAUUUUGCUACACGUAUUGGAAUUUUAACACCCCGGCUGUAGGGAAGUCUUUUCCAAUGCUUACAAGGAACUCCUUAUCGCUGCUUCUCUGGUUAUUUUUUGAUGGAGGUCUUUUAACACCAUUACAGCCACAGCAGCCACCACAGAUUCCAUCACUGAAGCAGAGAGAAAAUGCUAUUAUCACAAUGCCAGGACCAAGAUCAGCCGCUCAGCGGGUUAAACGAGGCUGGAUAUGGAAUCAGUUCUUCGUGCUUGAAGAAUAUAUGGGUUCUGAACCACAGUAUGUGGGAAAGCUUCAUUCUGAUGUGGACAAGGGAGCUGGGUCAGUAAAGUAUACUCUACUAGGCGAUGGUGCUGGAACAAUCUUUACAAUUGACGAUACAACAGGGGACAUCCAUGCAAUUAAAAGCUUGGACAGAGAAGAAAAGCCCUUCUACACAUUGCGUGCACAAGCUGUGAAUAUAGUUACUGGAAAACCUGUGGAAUCAGAAUCUGAAUUUAUCAUCAAAGUGCAGGACAUUAAUGAUAAUGAGCCAAAAUUUCUUGAUGGUCCUUAUGUAGCCAAUGUUCCUGAAAUGUCUCCAGUUGGUGCUUAUGUGCUUCAAGUCAAAGCUACAGAUGCAGAUGACCCAACAUAUGGAAGCAGUGCAAGAGUGGUUUACAGUAUCCUUCAGGGACAACCUUAUUUUUCUAUUGAUCCUAAGACAGGCGUCAUCCGAACAGCAUUACCAAACAUGGACAGAGAAGUGAAAGAACAAUAUCAAGUACUUAUCCAAGCAAAGGACAUGGGAGGACAGCUGGGAGGAUUAGCAGGAACUACCACUGUCAAUAUCACUCUGACUGAUGUCAAUGACAAUCCACCCCGCUUCCCUAAGAGUAUAUUUCACUUAAAAGUACCAGAAGCUUCUCCAGUUGGAUCGCCAAUUGGAAGAAUACGUGCAGUCGAUCCUGAUUUUGGAAGAAAUGCAGAAAUUGAAUACAGCAUUGUUCCGGGGGAUGGAGGAAAUCUGUUUGAUAUCAAAACUGAUGAUAACACACAAGAAGGCAUUAUUUUUCUUAGAAAGCCACUUGACUUUGAGACCAAGAAAGCAUAUACAUUUAAAGUAGAAGCUGCCAAUGUUCAUCUGGACCACCGUUUCAACUCUGUUGGGCCAUUUAAAGAUAUUGCUACUGUGAAAAUAAAUGUUUUAGAUGUUGACGAACCUCCUGUUUUCAGCAAACCUUCCUAUACAAUGGAAGUAUAUGAGGACACACCCACUGGCACAAUUAUAGGAGCUGUGACAGCACAAGACUUGGAUAUUGGAACCAGUCCAAUUCGAUAUUCUAUUGAUGCCCAGACUGAUGCUGACAACAACUUUGUAGUAGAUGCCAAUGAGGGAACAGUGGCAACAAAUGCAUUGCUGGAUAGAGAAAGUGCUGCACAAUUUAACAUAUCUAUUAUUGCAAGUAAAGUUAGCAAUCCUCAAUUGGCCAGCCUAGUGAAAAUCAUCAUAAAUGUUUUGGAUAUCAAUGAAUUUCCACCAGAAGUAUAUCUACCCUAUGAAACAACAGUCUGUGAAAAUGCCAAACCAGGACAGAUCAUCCAAAUUAUUGGUGCCGUUGACAGAGAUAUGUCACCAGCAGGACAGAUUUUUUCCUUCAGACAGCCAUCUGAUGCUUUAGCAAACCCCAAUUUUACCAUCCAUGACUACAAAAAUAACACAGCUGGGCUACAAGCACAAAGGCAUGGAUACAGCCAUAGACAAAAAGAAUUGUAUCUCCUCCCAGUGGUUGUAGAGGACAGCAGUUAUCCUAUUCAAAGCAGUACAAGCACAUUGACUAUUAGAGUUUGCAGAUGUGAUUCUAAAGGUGUUGUUUUGUCUUGCAACGUUGAAGCUAUUUUUUUACCAGUAGGGUUAAGCACUGGUGCUUUAAUAGCAAUCUUACUGUGCAUCAUUAUACUUUUAGUUAUAGUUGUACUUUAUGUGGCAUUACGACGCCAGAAAAAGAAAGACGCCCUAAUGACCUCAAAAGAAGAUAUAAGAGACAAUGUCAUUCAUUAUGAUGAUGAGGGUGGUGGUGAAGAGGACACUCAAGCAUUUGACAUUGGUGCACUUAGAAAUCCAAAGGUAAUAGAAGACCAGAACAUUCGCAGAGACAUAAAGCCAGAACAACUUUGUUUGCCUCGUCAAAAGCCACCAUCAGAAUUUAAUACUGACAUUAGAGACUUUAUUAAUGAAAGGCUACAAGAGCAUGACGCAGAUCCAAAUGCACCGCCAUAUGACUCAUUAGCAACAUAUGCUUAUGAAGGAACUGGAUCUGUAGCUGAAACUCUCAGUUCAAUAGAGUCACAAAGUAUGGAGAUGGAUCAGGAAUAUGAUUUUUUAAGUGACUGGGGACCUCAUUUUAAAAGCUUGGCAGAAAUGUUUGGAAAAGAAAAUUAUAAUCUGGACAAAAUAACUUAAUUUUCAGAAAAGAAGAAUGACAAACAAUUAAAAGCUUUACCUGGACUAUGUAAAAAGAACACAUACACAAUUUUAUAUUAAAAUAUUUCUUUUUUUUUCCUGUGUGUUUCACAGAGAGAGCAACCCUGCAAUGAAAGUGCACACAUUAUGCUAUUUUCAUUGAAACUGAGAAAAAACUCAGGUCUGUUACAUACAAUUAAGACAUGACAACUGUGGCAUCAAGGUGGAAAGAGAGGUAGAUUUUUUUCUUAAUUCCACUAAAGUGCCUAUUGAGAUUUGAAAUGCUAGUACUGAUGUAUGCAAUCUAACUAGAAUAUAUAUUUUACCUUCCACACAUUUUUUCCUUAAAUAGAAAUCUAAAAUCCUAUAUUGGUUGUUCUGGGAAAUCUAGAUAUUCUACCUGAACAAAAUUCCCAACACUGUUGCCACUAGAGAAAAUAUUCUCUACACUGAGAAGAUUUUAUUCAUAGAUCCCACUUCUACUAUUUGUUUAAAAUAAAAAUGUUUAAGAGACAUUGGGGAAAAAUAUAGAAUAUCGUUUUCUUGCCAAAAUGGCUGUUAGUUUUAUUUGAAUAUUGGUUAUUUAGGUACAGAAAAGCAUUUCAUCAUUUUCAAGGCAUGUUCACAGAGGAGAACGGCUCUAGGAAAUACAUGUAAAAGAUUAUUUGAAAUGCUAUACCAUAGUUAAUUAUUCCAUUCUGCAAUUUCCUUCUAAUAUGGAUAUGUGUCUAAAGCAUAACACGUCAUUAGAUUAUUCACUAAUAGUUAUCAUUACAUUUAAAAAGGGGAUCUAAAUGUUGGUUAAACACAUUUUCCUGGUUUUACCCGGAUUUUUGCUAGACAUAGGUUACAUUUCUAGUCCAUAAAACUGUUCUAAAGCUCCCCAAAGCCUCAUUGCCUCAAAAGGACUGACCUACAGCUUUAUUUAUAAAAAAAGAGAGAGAGAGCUUUUAUUCUCAUUUGAAAAACUUGAAACAUAGACAUUUUUUAACAUGUGCUUAUUUAUUAAAAACACAAAUUGUGAACAAAUUAAUAUUGAGAUUUAUAGCGUCCUUGAAUUGCUGUAAAAACAUGUAUUUGAAUGUUGUUAAAUGGCCACAAAAUCAUUGGUAAGAAAACAUCUCAUUGGUGUAUUACUUUACAUAUGUAUUUACCU
Molecule: messenger RNA, 4797 nt
Organism: Xenopus laevis (African clawed frog)
Lineage: Eukaryota; Metazoa; Chordata; Amphibia; Anura; Pipidae
Gene: cdh12.S
Product: cadherin 12, type 2 (N-cadherin 2) S homeolog
Exons: 17
Coding region: 1155-3641 (828 amino acids)
Biological process (GO): calcium-dependent cell-cell adhesion; adherens junction organization; cell-cell adhesion
Cellular component (GO): membrane; catenin complex; plasma membrane
Molecular function (GO): beta-catenin binding; calcium ion binding; cadherin binding
Source: RefSeq, a predicted model, not a curated record